AUAGUGAUCUCACGGGACUCUACGCCACUCACAGCAAACCCAUCGUUAAGUGUGGCCAUCACCUGACAAGACAUUUCCACAUGGAUUCCAUGGCGUCUCCGAGUGUGAGCAGUGGCGGUAGCACAAUGCCUUCCUCCACGGCGGUCCCCAGUGUGGGGGCUCUACCUCCACCUGCAGCCCUGAGGGACUUGUACGCUUCGGUGGGAGGUUCGGGACAUCCCUUGGCGUCCCUCGUGUCCCAACAGAGAUUGCUAGAGCUUUCCCGCUUCGGACUCCGACAUUAUGACCUCGCACAGCACAUGCUGACGCAACAGGGCGCCGUCACAAAGCUGCUCGGGACUCUGCGACCUCCGGGGCUCAUCGGGGGGAGCAAACCAAAAGUGGCAACCCCUGCCGUCGUGUCCAAAAUCGAGCAGUACAAGAGGGAGAAUCCCACCAUCUUCGCCUGGGAGAUCAGAGAGCGACUCAUCUCAGAAGGGGUGUGUACGAACGCCACGGCGCCGUCAGUGAGCAGUAUCAACAGAAUCCUGCGCAACAGGGCCGCUGAGCGCGCGGCGGCCGAGUUCGCACGAGCGGCUGGCUACGGGCUCUACCAUCCUCACCCGUACGCCGCCUUCCCGUGGCACCCCGCUCACCUCUGGUCCGCGCCAGCUCUCGGCCUCGCACCGGGCAACUCGGCAUCUAGUUCCGCGGCUGCUGCGGCCAUGACGGCCGGGACAUCGCCGGCAUCCUCAGCAUCCCCGUCGUCCAUCGGGCACCAACACGAGGGAUCCGGUAUCUCGGCCUCAGACCUUAUGGUACCACGACUCAUCGAUGUCGACGGAAAGGACGACGCGGGUAGCUUAGACGGCUCGGACCAGCCCAAGUUUCGACGGAACCGGACAACAUUUAGUCCAGACCAACUGGAGGAACUGGAGAAAGAGUUUGAGAAGAGCCACUACCCGUGUGUCAGCACCAGGGAACGCCUGGCGUCGAAGACCAGUCUCUCGGAGGCCAGAGUGCAGGUUUGGUUUUCCAACAGACGUGCAAAAUGGAGACGUCAUCAGCGCAUGAAUCUCCUAAAACGCUCUUCACCUCCCCCGCAACCCUCGCAACAACAAACAACCCCACCUCGACCCUCUGCACCAUACGGAGACCACAGUAUCACCACCAGCACCACUUCCAACAUCACCUGCACAACCACCACUCCUGGCUCUCCGGGGGCCGCUUCCAUCCCUGGCUCUCCACAACCCUCCACCCUUUGCAACAAUACUACUCUAGUACGUCACCAUCAUCAUCUGCAUUCAGCAGCCUCCGGAGUGGGGCUGAGUCAGACGACGCAGCUUCUGCUACAGAUGGGCGGCGAAAAUAGCGCGUUCAAAUCUCUGCCUAACCACCGGAUGAUGCUGGCCGCCUCGACGGCUCACUCUGCUGCAUACGGAGAGUGUGAGGGGUCAGGCACGUUUAAGAAGGGGCAAAGGUCAUAG
Zootermopsis nevadensis is the source of this 1466-nucleotide messenger RNA. Its product is annotated as paired box protein Pax-6. Gene Ontology annotation, biological process: regulation of transcription by RNA polymerase II; anatomical structure development. Lineage: Eukaryota; Metazoa; Arthropoda; Insecta; Blattodea; Termopsidae. The record is from RefSeq and is a predicted model, not a curated record. Gene Ontology annotation, molecular function: RNA polymerase II cis-regulatory region sequence-specific DNA binding; DNA-binding transcription factor activity, RNA polymerase II-specific.